CUGCUGUGAUCACAGGGUUAGCCCAACUCGAGUUGGGACGCCGGAGAGCUCAGUUUCCUUGACCAGACGAGAGAUGGAUGAGAGGACAGGAUUGUUAGAGAGACCGAAGCGUACAAGAAAUGGCAGGCUGUACCUCGCUGUCUUCUCUGCAGUUUUGGGGAACUUUAACUUCGGCUUUUCCCUGGUGUAUCCUUCCCCGGUCAUCCCACAACUGCUGGUCAUCGACGACCCCCGGCUGAGAUUAGACACGGAGCAGGUCGCGCAGUUUGGGUCUAUAUUCACGCUGGGAGCCGCUGCAGGGGGUAUAGGGGCCAUGUUGCUGAAUGACCUGAUUGGUCGGAAGAUAAGCAUCAUGGCCUCAGCAGUGCCAUCUACUGUUGGGUACCUGUUGAUGGGCUCAGCCCAGGCCAUUUGGAUGCUGCACCUGGGCAGGUUCCUGACCGGCAUCGCAGGGGGAAUGACGGCCGCCUCCAUACCGGUGUACAUAUCAGAGAUCUCCCACCCGUCUGUGAGAGGCGCUCUGGGCUCGUGUCCUCAGAUCACCGCCGUGUUCGGAUCUCUGGCUCUCUACACCCUGGGCCUGGUGUUGCCGUGGCGAUGGCUGGCAGUGGUGGGGGAGAUUCCCGCCCUCCUCAUGUUGUUCCUGCUCUGCUUCAUGCCCUCCUCGCCCCGCUACCUGGUCACCAACGGGCACCUGGAGCGGGCAAGACAUGCGCUGGAGUGGCUGAGAGGGCCGGACUCUGACUACAGGAGAGAGCUGCAGGCUAUCGAGACUGGCAUUGCCACACAGGGUAAAGUUACGUGGGCAGAGCUGACCACUCCGUUUUAUUACAAGCCCAUUCUCAUCUCCGUGGUGAUGCGGUUCCUGCAGCAGCUGAUGGGCAUCACCCCCAUCCUGGUGUAUCUGGAGCCUAUCUUCCAGAGGACCAACAUCUCCCUUGCACCUAGGUAUGACGCUGUGAUGGUGGGGUGUGUCCGUCUGCUGUCUGUUGCCUUGGCAGCGAGUUUGAUGGACAAGGCUGGCCGCAAGAUUCUGCUUUACACCUCUGGAUUCCUGAUGUUCAUUUCCACUCUGUCUAUAACCAUGUACUCCCACACCACGCCCUGCCCCAAUUCCAAUAUAACUGAGUAUAUAUCCACCAACUACAUAUCCCAGAAUGCACCAGCCUUCAACCCCAUCACUCUCAUCCCCCUCAUCAGUUUCAUGCUGUUCAUCUUUGGUUACGCCAUGGGCUGGGGACCAAUCACGUGGUUGCUGAUGUCAGAGAUCCUCCCACUGGGGGCGAGGGGCGUGGCCUCAGGGCUGUGUGUCGGGGUUAGCUGGUUGACGGCCUACGGCCUCACGCACGGCUUCAUCGACGUGGUGGAUCGCUACGGCUUGUUCGUUCCCUUCCUGUUCUUCUGCGUGGUCUGCGUGGUCAACAUCCUGUUCACGGCCGUGGUCGUUCCUGAGACCAGAAAUCGCUCGCUGGAGGAGAUCGAGAACUACUUCCGGACUGGACGGACCUUCACCAUUAAUGACGGCUGACCUGACCACACCCACAGACCAGCUGACCUGACCACACCCACAGACCAGCUGACCUGACCACACCCCUGACCACACCCGCAGACCAGCUGACCUGACCACACCCGCAGACCAGCUGACCUGACCACACCCGCAGACCAGCUGACCUGACCACACCCGCAGACCAGCUGACCUGACCACACCCCUGACCAGCUGUCAACCCAAGUUACUAGCAUUGAAUCAGAAACCUAAUUGCCACAUACAUUUCUGAUUCUCUGACCUGUUCAUCUAACUGGCAACCAUCUAGUACAAACCCAUCUGUCCAAAAGGCAUUAUCAAAAUUGCCCAAUGGAAAACUUUGCCAAUAAUUAAUCCCAGUACCUACCCAUGACCCUUCAAAUUGCAAGAAACAAAACACCCAUUUCCUAUCAUGAACAGAUGAAUCACUUCUAGACCAUCAACACUGCCCGAUGCAAGUAAUCACACCCAGGUUGAAAUGUUAGUGAAGUAUUUUUACUAUUGUUGUGCAGAUGUUGAUAACAUUGACAGUAUUUAGGGAUUAUACAUACACUGUCCAUCAGCCAUCUUGGCCCGGUGAGCAGAACAGAGUUCAUACAGUCUUCAUACCUACAAUAUUCGAGAACAGAACAGUCAUGCCCAGAGCAGCCCAAAACAAGCAGAUCAUUGUUCAACUCACGUGUGUGAUACCAAGUGAAAAAAGCUAGAAAGAGAUUUGCAAACAGCACAUGUAACUUAUUUUGUGUUUAAAAGGUUUAAUAAAGUUUAAUACAUGAUUUAAUGUUCUUACAUUUAAGCCAUUUAAAACAUAUUUGGCCUUUUCCACUUCUUAGAAGUCUUAGUUCUAUAGCACUGAGCCGCUGCAUUGGGAGGCAAUCUCAAUUGCGUCAACUAAUGUGCAACUUUGUUUUGGCAGCCAUUC
Molecule: messenger RNA, 2444 nt
Organism: Hypomesus transpacificus
Lineage: Eukaryota; Metazoa; Chordata; Actinopteri; Osmeriformes; Osmeridae
Gene: slc2a6
Product: solute carrier family 2 member 6
Exons: 11
Coding region: 74-1528 (484 amino acids)
Biological process (GO): transmembrane transport
Cellular component (GO): membrane
Molecular function (GO): transmembrane transporter activity
Source: RefSeq, a predicted model, not a curated record